AUGGAGUUCUACUCAUCCGUACAUCAAAUGACCAAAUUGGUGCAAUUUGAAGCGGUCUUUUUGCGGCAUAUGCAAAAAUAUAUAAAAGCUAAUGAAAAUAAGUUGGAAUUUCUGAAGGCUCGGUUGGAAGAAUUGGAAGCAGAUCGCGAUGAAGCACUUCGAGAAGGGGCGGAUUACUUUGAGAGCCCGUUAAAUAUGUAUAUGCUAACCAAACGCUUGACAAUGGAUUGGGAGCGUGUUGAAAACCUUAUGCAAUAUGAAUCAGGAAAAAAAUCACUCAACGCAAUUGAGCGCUACAAGGACGCCAUUCCAUAUCCUGGAACUUCCGAAUUAGAUGGCGCUAUUGACGGCUUAGUGCGCAUACAGGAUGUCUACCGGCUCAACACAGCAGAUAUGGCUCAAGGUAUACUGGAUGGUGUAAAGUAUGACGUCAAUCUAGAUGCCCGUCUUUGUUUUGAUAUUGCGAAAUACGCUGCCAAAGAAAAUAAAACGCGACUCGCUCAUGCAUGGGCUACAGAAGCGCUACGCUUGCGCAACGUCGAAGUGUUACCCAGCGAAAUGCUUUCGGUAGAAGAGAAAAUCGAUAAGGCAGAAGUUUUGUUGAUGCUGGCCAAAACAAAAACGGAGCUGGGAGAUUUGAAGGGCGCAAAUCAAACCUUAGCGGAGUUGGUGCAGUUGCGUCCAAAUGUCGAGAACUAUACAACGACUUACUUGCAUUUUCAGGCCAAAUAUUUUGAAAGUGAAUAUGCUAGCGUUAAUCUAACGGAAGACCAUGAACCAUUACCAACCAACCUAUUCACUACCGAUCCCCCCACGCUUUACAAACACAUUUGCAAUGGCUUAUUUACGCAAAGCCCGAGCGAAGAACGUGAUCUACGUUGUGGCUACCUCACCGAGACGCAUCCUUUUUUACUGCUUGCACCCAUAAAAGCCGAAGAACUAAAUCACUAUCCUUUGCUUGUGCUCUAUUACGAUGUGCUUUCGGAUGCUGAAAUCGAGAUAAUGAGAAGUUUAACAAAAAAUCGCAUUGUACGUUCGAAAAUCUUUGGUGCUAAUGAAUCUGUUGUCUCACGUGUGCGCACAAGUCAAGCCAUAUUUUUACCGAAAACAGUGCACAAGAUACUGCAGACGAUUGAUGUGCGUGUUGAGGACAUGACAAAUUUAAAUAUGAACUUUGCAGAGGAUCACCAGUUUCAGAAUUAUGGCAUCGGUGGGCAUUAUGAACAACAUUAUGAUUGGUUUGAUUUAAGUUUGGUGAGGAGGAUUUAUUUCGAUAAAGAAAUGGGCAAUCGAAUUGCAACAGUUUUAUUUUAUUUAACUGAUGUCGAGCAAGGCGGCGGCACUGCUUUUCCCUAUCUCAAACGUUUGUUAAAGCCCAAAAAGGGUGCUGCGGCUUUCUGGUACAAUCUGCAUGCUAGUGGCGAAAAAGAUCAACGUACUCUCCACGGAGGUUGUCCGAUUAUCGUCGGCUCCAAGUGGGUACUCAAUCGUUGGAUACGUGAACAUGAUCAGAGUGAGCGCCGUCCCUGUGAAUUAUGGUCUAAUGUAUAG
Anastrepha ludens (Mexican fruit fly) is the source of this 1551-nucleotide messenger RNA. RefSeq names its product prolyl 4-hydroxylase subunit alpha-1. NCBI's taxonomy places the organism in Eukaryota, Metazoa, Arthropoda, Insecta, Diptera, Tephritidae. Gene Ontology annotation, cellular component: endoplasmic reticulum. Gene Ontology annotation, biological process: peptidyl-proline hydroxylation to 4-hydroxy-L-proline. The record is from RefSeq and is a predicted model, not a curated record. Gene Ontology annotation, molecular function: L-ascorbic acid binding; protein binding; procollagen-proline 4-dioxygenase activity. The transcript has 8 exons. Bases 1 to 1551 code for a protein of 516 amino acids.